AUGGCGGUUUCGCCGCCCGGUUCACCCACGGGUGCGCCCCAGCGGCCUUUUAGCGGCAUCAUGCGGACCCCAAGGAGCAACAGUCGUUUGAGUAUGAGCAGCAAACUGGGUGGGGGAAGUCGCGCAUCGGACGAGGAUGGGAAGACCGCGGUGAAAGUCGCCGUCCGUGUUCGACCUCCCCUGAAGCCCACCGACCCGGGCUACGAACUGGUUCCCAAACGUUUCCAACGCUCCAUGGUCCAUGUCAUGUCGCCGACGAAUCUUGCUGUCGAUGUCCCCCAAGGUCGGAAGUUGUUUGUUUUUGACCGCGUCUUUCCCGAGACCACAGACCAGGAUGGUAUCUGGGAAUAUCUCAGUGACAGUGUGAGCUCGUUCCUUCAGGGUUAUAACGUCUCUAUCUUGGCCUAUGGCCAGUCGGGUGCUGGAAAAUCAUACACGAUGGGAACUUCGGGCCCCAGCGAGCAGCAUGAUACUCAGUCAAUGGGAAUUAUCCCCCGUGCGGCCCAGCUGCUCUUCGAGAAGUUGGAAGGUCCCACAAAGCAUAACCGCAAUAGUUCGACGGGCCUUCGGACACCAACCCGAUACUCCAUAAGCUCCACCUCUAGCUUUGGAAAGGCAAACGCUGAUAAGACCUGGCAAUUGAAAGCCUCCUAUGUUGAAAUCUACAACGAGCAAUUGAGAGAUCUUCUCCUUCCCGAUUCCACCCCAAUGGCGGACCGCAACGCAGUUACAAUCCGCGAGGACACGAAAGGUCGUAUCAUUUUGACUGGUCUGCAUCAGGUCAACAUCAACUCAUUCGAGGACUUGAUGAAUGCGCUAAGUUUCGGGUCCUCGAUCCGGCAGACGGACUCUACUGCCAUCAACGCCAAAUCCUCCCGAUCGCACGCGGUAUUCAGUUUGAAUCUUGUCCGGCGAAAAUCACCGGGCUCUAUCAGCACCCCCAAGGAGAAACGGAUGUCUAUGCCGGUAGAAGUCCUUUCGGGCUCUGAUGCCUCCGUCACCGUCGACAGCAAGCUGCACUUCGUGGAUCUGGCAGGAAGCGAACGGCUGAAGAACACCGGUGCUUCUGGGGAACGUGCCCGAGAGGGUAUCUCGAUCAAUGCUGGUCUCGCGGCCCUUGGAAAAGUUAUCUCUCAACUUUCCUCCCGUCAAGCGGGCGCUCACGUCUCGUACCGCGAUUCUAAGCUUACUCGGCUCCUGCAGGAUUCCUUGGGUGGAAGUGCUUACACGUACAUGGUUGCUUGUGUUACACCCGCCGAGUUUCACCUGAGCGAGACACUGAACACCGUUCAAUACGCGCAAAGAGCCAGAGCCAUUCAAAGCAAACCGCAGAUUCAGCACAUCUCGGAUGACAGCGACAAACAUGCCGUGAUUGAGAGACUCAAGGCGGAAGUCGCUUUCCUCAGACAGCAGCUUCGAAAUGCCGAGGACAACGAGCGACGAAGCGUUGCGCCCCAAGAAAGAGCUGAACGACAGAACGAAAGGGAGAUGGAGCUUCACAAUCAACUUCUCGACGUCCAAGAGAGCUAUAACGCGCUGAGCCAACGCCACGCGAAACUCAUCGCCGAGCUUGCCCGUGAUUCAGAACACCACCCCAAUGGAGAUGCCGACGAUGUUGCUUCGGCCGUCGGUAAGAGCUCCGUUGAAAGGCUGAAGCGGUCCCAUUCGUUCGCCGAAUCUGUCGAGCAGGUCGUUCUGGAGUAUGAGAAGACGAUCCAGAGUCUCGAAUCAUCCCUGUCGAACACGCGCUCCUCCCUGUCGGUCACGGAGAGCACUCUUUUGGAACGCGAGACCAAAUGCGCCUAUGUUGAAACAGUCAAUGCACAAUUGCAAACCCGUCUCCAGAAACUCAUGGACCGCGAGGCCAGCACAGAAUCCUAUCUGCACGAACUCGAGUCUCGACUGGAUGGUCAAUCGUCUGGGGAAGAGAAAUACACAGCCAUAAUCGCGGAGCUGCGCAAGGAACUCAGCCGUGCACGUGAGAGUGAAGCUGGCUGUGAAGACUACAUUUCGACCCUGGAGGAGCGUCUGGCGGAAGCCGACCAGGACAUGGAGCUCAUGCAGCGGGAGGUGGAACGCCUGGAACACGUCGUUGAGCGCCAAAGAAGUCUAGGUAAACUGGAUAGUCUUCUCCAUGAACUGGACCACGUUCAUCAAAAUGGCGUCAAACAAAAAGAGAUCGAGGGGCUGAACGAGUCUCCUGUUCCAGCUGUGAAGAGCGCCCGCAAUUCCCGACAGAGGGCGAUGACUCUCGAAGUUCUGACCGAAGCCGCCGAAACCGCGAUUCCCGAAUCCGAUGAGGACCUGGCGGAAAGGGUUCCGGGCAUAGACGAUGAAACCAUCUCUGAGAUGGAGCCUCUAGCCGAGGUUGACGACGGCUCUGAUUUGGAAGUGUUGGAGAAGGCAACAAGCCGCAUUGAGGUUGAUUCUGAUGAUGAGUCUCGUGCCCCCUCUCCUAGCCUUACCGAAUCGAAGAUCGUUGCAGACAAGCUCGAUACUGUGUCCCAGGAGCUCUUUGAUCUCCGGCUCCAGCAUGAGAACACUCUGACCCAAUAUGAAUUGUUGGAAGCAAAGUACGAAGAGGCUCUCAAGGCGCUGGCUGGGCUAGAACGGGAAGCUGUAGACGAAGCGCUUGAUGCAACAGUUCCCGCCCAGGGACCUGCCUCCACAACCACUGCCUCCCGGCCAGUGUCUUUUUUAGAGGAUGCGAAGGCCCCCGACUCGAAGAGUGGAAAACAACGCUCGUUCUCGCAAUCACUCUCCUCGGAGUUAUCCUUGGUCGGGGAGUCUGCUGCUUCGCUAGAGCCCUCUAAUGGCCCCUCUGAGCCUAGUUCAGAAGAUCAUGUGGACUCGCAGGCGUCCCGAAGCGAGAAAAACUCAAGAGAGAUGGAGCAUAUGCGCCAGCUGCUGAAUGAGCAUCAAGAAGGUGUGAGUAUCAUGACACAGAAGUACGCUGAGCUGCGAUCCGAGCACGAAGAUGCUCUCACUCUGGUGGAAUCUCUCAAGGCCGAGCUACGCAAUUCUAAAUCUACCUCCACGCCGACGACUCCCAACUUCAAGUCAAAUGUCAUUCGACGCAAGACUAGCCAGAGCCUUAUUUCGACUGUGGACCGAGCGCAUCGAUCCCUCGCCGCCCUGCGAAAUAUCGCCGUGGAAGAGUUUGCGGGUCGUACGGAUACCAUGCAAAACUUUGAGGUCCAUCUCGAUUCCGCGAUGCAUGAGCUUCACUCGCGCAUGGAACGGAUCCAGUCCCUGGAGGCAGAGAACCAGAGCGUGAAAAAGGAGAUGGAAACGAAAGCGACCAUCAUCUCUGGCCUCACUCGGGAGCGAUCUAGUUUGCAAGGGGGUACGCCUUCCGCAGAUAUGGGACUUAUGUCUCAGUUGCGGGAUCAGGUUGUCCAGCAGGAAGGUCUGAUCAACGACCUCAAGGAGGCGCAUGAGGCGAGAGAAAAGCUCUUGCUUGAGGAGAUCGAGGAGCUCAAGGAUCUGCUCAAGACCCAGGAGGCAGCCGCCAAAGCUCAAGAUGCUCACGUGGAAGAACAAGACAAGAAGAUUGGUGUUCUUGAGGGCGAAUUGACUGAGUGGAAGAGCAAGCAUCAGAACGCUGUGGAAUCCUUGCAGGCCUCCGAACAGCAGCUCACUGCUACCCUGGCCGAGCUCGACAGCGCAUUGGCGACCAUUGAUACUAUUCGCACCGACCGCGCCGCCGCAGAUGAAACAACCGCCGCCAAGGAGGCCACUGCUAGAGAGUUGGAGGGGGAGCGGAUUGAGCAGCAACGGCUGGUCGAGAGUCUCAAGCGGACCAUUGAGGAGCAUGAGUCUACAGCCGCUACUCGUCUCGAGCAGAUUGCAUCUCUGGAACAGUUACACAAGACGGCUCAGGGCCAACUCUCAGAGCUACUUGCCACCAAGGGCAAUGAUGGCCGCGAGGUCGAAGGAUUUCAGUCCCGAAUCUCGGAACUGGAACGUGAAAUCCAAAACCACAAGUCAACUUCCGAUUCUCACAAGAAGGACGUCGAGAUCCUGCAGGAUUCCCACAAGAAAGAAUUGGCUGAACUCGAGGCCCGCGCCACUGCGGCGGCGCAGGCUGAAUAUAACGCGCGCAUUGCGGAGGAGGGCGCGGAGCACGAAGCGGCGAUGAACAAGCUGCGGGCUGAGAUCGUAGAGUCGCGGGAAGAGCUAGCGAGACUGCUCGAGAAGGUCUCAGCGCUGGUCAAAUCCGAUAUCACCGCUGAUAAUCUGGAAGACCAAAUUCAAGAUAUCCUGACUCAGAAGCAGCACUUCUCUGAUAAGUACGCCGAACUGAUGGAUGCGAAUGAGGAUCUCCGGAAGCAGUUGGAGGCCAAGAGCCGUGAUGCCGAUAAGCUACAAGAGCUCACCAAACGCGAGGCGGCCAAGGAAGCGAAGGUGAACGAACUCGCCAUUCUCGUGGCCACACUUGAGGAUACUCUGCAACGCAAGGAUGAGCAGGUCAAGAAGAAGGAAGCGCUCAUCGAUGAGAUUACCGUUGAGAAGGAGAAGAGCUUGCGGCUGGUGGAGGAACUGGAAGAGCAGAUCACGAACAGCUUCGAUCAACAUCAUAAUCGUCUCUCUGUCAUCCAGCAAGAAAGGGAUCAGGCAUUGGAGGAUGCCAAGGGCAAGAUCGUCACCUAUGAGAAGGAGAUCGAGACCUACCAGGUGCGGAUCGAGCAGCUUGAGCUUCAAAUCAAGAAUAGCACCAGCCAGGACGGCUCGCAUGAUCGCAGCAGCUCCCUGACUUCGAACCUCCGCAAGAGCGCUUCGGCCGCUUCUCUUCCCUCGCCACCCCCUGCUAUUCCACUUCCCCCUUUGCCGACUAUUCCCUCUGGCACCAACGGAGGCGUGUCCCCUCCAAGCUCUCGUCACACCAGCAAGGAGCUAGUCAGCGUCCAGAUGGUUGAGGAGUCGGAGGCCCGGAUCCGCACGAUAGAAAAACAUCUCAAUGCCGAGAAGCAGCUCACGGCCACCCUUGAAGAGGCGCUAGGUGAUCUGGAAGCGCAGAGCAACAAGGUCAAGACGGACUGCGAAGCCUGGAAAAAGAAGGCAUGGCAGCUGGAGGAGGAGCUCACCACUCUUCGCAAAGAACGCAAUUCGCAACGACUUUCGCUCCAAGCCGUCGAGGAGGAGCGGAAUGCCCGUCGCGAAGCCGAGGCUGCUCGUGCCCAGCUCGAGGAGCGGAUGAAUGCGCUGAAUAAAAAGAAGAAGAAGAGCACUCUCAACUGCUUCUAG
This is a messenger RNA of Aspergillus clavatus NRRL 1, 5247 nucleotides long. Its product is annotated as kinesin family protein. The coding region runs from base 1 to 5247 and encodes 1748 amino acids. Gene Ontology annotation, biological process: microtubule-based movement; mitotic spindle organization. Gene Ontology annotation, molecular function: microtubule motor activity; microtubule binding; ATP binding. The record is from RefSeq and is a predicted model, not a curated record. Lineage: Eukaryota; Fungi; Ascomycota; Eurotiomycetes; Eurotiales; Aspergillaceae. The transcript has 5 exons.